UAUGGCAGUGAACACUUGAGUCUUGAGUUGGACGUUUUGAAAAAGAUAAUUUUGGUUCUAUAUUCUUUAACUUGUUAUACUCAAUAUAUGGAUCCAUACCAAGAGUAUAAUUACGGGCCACAUUAUGACGAGGGACCAAGAACUGCUGAUCCUGCAUCCUCGUACGGCUACGGAGGGCCCAAUUACAAACCUCCAGUCAAGUUGGGCAAUUUCAAUCGCGGAACAGCGCCGAGGAUGAGGAGACCGAGUAGGUCAUUCCCUCCACCUCGCGGUCGAGGAUUUAUUAAACCUCCACCCAGACCCCGAGACCCUGGUUUACUUGACCCUCCACCACCACCACACGAUCCUUAUCAGGCUUAUGACGAUUAUUAUCGUCGUGAUUUUAUUGAUCAUCAAGCACCUCCCGAAGUUCCGUAUGCACGGUAUGGUCGUGAUUCAGUGAACCACCCACCCCAACCUCGGAAUUUCAGACCAGAUAAUCGGAGAAUGACAAGACGUCCAUUUAGAGGUUCAACAGUUAGCAGAACUAGUUGGGUUAAUCCCAAUCGAAAAGCAAAGCCUUCGCAUGAUCAGAGUUUAGGUUCAUCAAGUGGGUUUGAUUUUGAGACAGCGAGGCCUGUUCCUACUGACGCAGUGUCAAAUAGUAUGGGUGACAAGCAUGAUGUGAAUAAUCAUAAAGAAGAGAAAAAAACAGAUCCAAAACAACAUGAAAUGGAGAAAAAAGAGGAAAGUUCAGAAAAGCAGAUGGUAGACAAGACUGAUCCUCCUAAACCCGAGGAAACAUCGGUUGAUAGGAAAACAGAAACACAGUCAGUAUCUGGAAGUUCUAAUUCAGACCCAGCUGGAGGAUCUAAUUUAGAUGGCAGUGAUUACUGUUCUCUUUGCAAGAUCAAGUUUCUUAGACCAGAGCAAUACACGGCUCACGUGCAUGGUAUGAUACAUAUACAGAAGAUGAAGAAAGUUAACAAGCAAAAACAAGAUUUGGUUAAUAAAGAUGGGUCAGAGAAGUCCGAGGUAUCUGAAACUACAGUGACAUCGACUUCAAGUGCAGUGACUUCUUCAGGAAGAAUUCUUCCCCAGAGUGCUUUGUUGACUUCUAAUAGAUCUACAACAGAUGGGGCCGAAAAGAAUGAAGCUGCUAAGUCAUGUCACUGUGAUAUUUGCAAAAUAACCUUUGAGCGACCUGAGAAUUACGAAGCUCAUACACGUGGUAUGAUGCACUUGAAGAUGUUGGAGAAGGCCAAGGAGCCACGCCAGUUAACAGUGACAGGAUUUGAGAAAAAUUACAAGGUAGAUACAGUUACGGAUGAACCAGAAUAUCUAGAUGACCAUGAUGCAGAUCUUGACAGCAAAACCAUGGAAGAGUUCCUUUACAAGUUUGGAAUCACCAAAGAGCAGCACAUGUCUGCUAGUCUACAGAAACCGGACCCCGCUGAACGAGAUCUUCGCCUUGAGGACUGUGGGAAAGUGAUCUUCAAGAAGGAAUUCCAUUGCCAGCUGUGUGAUGUGAAGUGCACUGGUGUUCAAAGCUACCAGAGUCACUUGCAAGGUUACAAGCACAAGGCAAAUGUUAACGCUGUUUCCAACGGGAAGAUCCCUUAUAACAAGAGAAAGCCUACUGGUAACAAGAUUCCUGUUGAACAUCUGUUGAAAAUGAGGCAGUCUCGCAUUGAAGCCAUCCUCAGAUCAGUCAGUGACGAAGCAGUUAUUGGUCUGAAUUACAUCACAGAGUUCCAGCGGAGAGACGUGAAUGCCAUUGUCCAGUACGUGUGCAAUCUCUGUGAGGCCAAGUGUGAUGAGAAGACCAUCAAGUUCCAUAUUACUGGCAGCAAGCACAGAACAAACUAUAUGAAAAUCCUGCAUCAAGAUGUCCUGCCCCAAAUGAAGAAGUACGGUGCUAGGAGUAAACAGAAUUUAAUGGAGUUUCUCGACCAGAUGUCUGUUGACAUGGAGAUGUCCGACGGUCGAGGGCAGGUCAAGCUGGAAAUCAUUGAAGAUGAAGAUCCUAUUCCCAUGUCAGAAAUAGACCUCGACACACUUUUCAAAAAGAGUGGAAAGUUGAAUCCAGAUGGUGCACAGAAUAGAGAUUCCCCAUUUAGCAAGCCAUGGCAGUAUCCAUUGUCGGAGAGACCUCAUUUUGAGGGUCAAGACAGACACUUUGACAGGCCUCAUGACAGACAACUUGACAUGCCUCAUGACAGACAACUUGACAUGCCUCAAGACAGACAUCUUGACUGGCCUCAAAACAGACACUUUGAUAGGCCUCAAGACAGACAACUUGACAUGCCUCAAGACAGACACUUUGACAGGCCUCAUGACAGACAACUUGACAUGCCUCAAGACAGACAUAUUGACAGGUUUCACAAAGAUCCUCCCACCCACUGGUUACAUCAAGAUGGACCUGAUCCACCUAAUCCACCAUAUGACAUCAGGGAUCAAGAUCCACACUUCAACAGGUUUAAUCCAGAUCCAUAUAGGGAGAUCUCAGAUCUGGACCAACACCGAAGGCCAGGGUUGGAUCCUUACUUUGAUGUGCAGGGUCCAGAUGAACAUAUGAAUAGACCGAUAUGUGAUCCAUAUUUGAGUGAAGUACAUGAGGAGGAACAUUUUGUUGACAGCUGGAGCCCCGAGGCUCGAUUGAAGAGACUUGAAGCAGCACUGAAACAGCAGAACACGCAGUCACCGAGUCCCAAAGAUGUUAACGCUAAUGAGGAAUCGGCAGCCGAGAAAAUUGAUAGAUUAACACGGCAGGUAAAACAUCUUGAAAGUCAGCCAUUUCUGACAAACGAGGACGUGAAACUGCUGGCAUUGAAGAAGUGGGACCUGAAUCGGGAACAAAGACGAACGCAGGAAAAAGACCGGCUAGUUCAGAAACACCAACGGCUGGCUGCCCUGAACGAUCUCGGCGACAGACUGAGCUCCUUUCAGAAGCAGGUGGCCCUGGAUGCGUUUGACAGAGAGAAACCUGGAGGCAGCACAAGUGAUAAAUUAAUGAUGGAAACCGGCAGAAGAUCAGACAGGAAACCUCUUGAAUAUCCAAACAGCUCUGAGAAAGACCCAGUACCCUUCACCACUAGCAUCGAUGAAGUAGACCUAGACAGGGAGUUGUGGGAAGACCACCUGCUCAGAGAGAAACUAAAGAUACCUUUUGAAUAUCGUCCAGAACUUGAUAAGCCAAGUGAUGAAAAUCCACCAAUAGAAUAUCCACACUCAUCGACGAUUGCGACACCAGUGAGACCAGAGUGUUUGGGAAGACCGCCAGGCCAGUUCAGUCGAGAAUUCCCACACUUUGCAGAAGAAAGACCUGGAUAUGUUCAGAAUGCAGCAGCAACAAAUGAGACGUAUCCACACAAUAUACAUGUGAAUUCAGGAUUAACUCCAACUGGCCCAGGACAGUCAAUACCAUCACAGACAAUACCACUGAAUCCUGGAUAUCUACAAAAGACAACACCUAAUUUGGGAACUCUACAGCAUGCACCACUGAAUCCUGGAUAUCUACAAAACACAACACCUAACUUGGGAACUCAACAAAAUGCACCUGUGACUCCAGGACAGCCAGUGUAUACAGCUGGCAAUGCAGGCUAUCCACAAAAUAUCCCAGUGAACUCUUGGUAUCCACAUAAUGAUCCACAAAAUGCACUCUCACACUUGGGACUUCCACAAGGUUCAGUGGCAAAUCAACCUUUACAGAAUACAGCAGCACAAAACCAAAGUCUUCCACAGAAUGUGCUGCCAAACUCAGGCCUCCCAGCAAACAUACAGUCCGCACCAAGUCAGUCUGUGAACACAGGGACAACACAAACCACAAAACAAGCAACAUCUACACAGGUUGCAUCCGACAAAGGCAUUGACCCUAAUCAGAUCGGAAUUCUUUUACAAAAACUGUCGAGUUCUCUUAUCACCAAUGAGGAGGAAGCUGCCAUGGCUCUACAAGUAUCAAACGCACUCACACAGGCUUUACUGUCAUUCAGACUGAAGUCAUUACCGGGAGAGGCGGAUGCAGCCACCAAAGCUAUUGCUCAGAUAAAGGAGACACAGAAGUUAAUUGAGGAGAAACAGAGACAGUUAGUGAAAGCAAAGCUCAAAAAGAACAAGGAAUCAUUGAAACGCCAGCACUCCUCCGACAGCCCAGCUGACUCUCCAUCAACGAAGAGGCAACCCACGGGACACCAUGACGGCGACAGAGAGAGGAGAGAGAAACAUGGGAGAACCCCAUACACUCAUGGGAGGGACUCGGAGUCCCAGAGAAAGAAGGGAUAUUCUCAAGGGAUGAAUCCGCAGGCUGAAGACAGGAAGCAUUCCCAGACUCAAGAUUUGAAGCAGCAGGUGCCUAGAAUGGUUCCGCCACCUGACAAUGUGGGUUCCCUGUCUCCAGCAAUGAAUUCACCGACUCCGCCAUCAUAUCAGCCAAUUUCAAGAAUGCCACAAUAUGCUGGUUCUAACGACGUUAUGUACUCUUCCAAUUACAUGCCAAACCAGUAUGUAAUGCACCCCCCACCAGCUCCACCACUGCCUUUCACGGCACCACCCGAAAAACCUCCCCCACCACCGGGUCCACCUCCUAAUACCUGAUCUCUUUGAUGGUACUUCUUCUCUUUUGCUGAUAGCAGGAAAUGAUGUCCUGUGUUGACUGGCAAGAUUUGUUGACUGGUGGAAGACCCGUAUUUGAAACCAGAUUUAAACCAGUGUCUGCCCACUAUCAUACUAAUAAUUAAAACCACUAAAAUCAAGUCAGUGCCAGUGGCAAGGGCUACAGGAGGUGUUUUCUUGCAACAACAAUUCUGGAUACAGUUUUUGUGUUAAACAACAUUCUGGAGUUCAUAGACUUAAUCUUUUUGAUGAUACGUCUUUUAACUCUGUGCUUGCUGAUAGCAGAAAAUGCUGCCAUGUGUUACAUCUUACCGAAACACUGCCGUCAAGAUUUGUUGAUAAGUGGAAGACCCGUAUCCACUAACAUACUAAUAAUUAAAAUCACUGAAACAAA
Molecule: messenger RNA, 4984 nt
Organism: Gigantopelta aegis
Lineage: Eukaryota; Metazoa; Mollusca; Gastropoda; Neomphalida; Peltospiridae
Exons: 16
Coding region: 88-4572 (1494 amino acids)
Cellular component (GO): precatalytic spliceosome
Molecular function (GO): zinc ion binding; single-stranded RNA binding; double-stranded RNA binding
Source: RefSeq, a predicted model, not a curated record